Messenger RNA from Hordeum vulgare subsp. vulgare (domesticated barley), 843 nucleotides. RefSeq lists its product as uncharacterized. The transcript has 4 exons. The record is from RefSeq and is a predicted model, not a curated record. NCBI's taxonomy places the organism in Eukaryota, Viridiplantae, Streptophyta, Magnoliopsida, Poales, Poaceae. The coding region runs from base 1 to 801 and encodes 266 amino acids.
AUGGUGAGAUUUGCUAGCGUGGUGGUCGAGGUGUUUGGACCUCAGUACUUGAGAGAACCAACUAUCGCAGACAUUAAAAGAAUUACGGCACUCUCAGAAGCAAGAGGAUUGCCAGUGUGCUUUACUGAUCAUAAGCUCCCUACACUUUUAAAAAAAUUGAAGCAGAAUUCAUAUAGGGAUACAAAAACACGAAGUGGGUCGUGUGGAUGCGGAAGCUACAAGUGGCGGCGACCCGAGGAAGCAAAACAGGAAAAUCUCCACAGUCAACAGCUGUGUUGGGCCACGGCCCGCUCAACACGCGUGGGAGCGCCUGCCAGCGCUGUAGGCGGCGAGUGUAGCUCCCAUCGGCGGUCGGCGCCUGAAGAGCUGAGCGGCCGCUCCCGUCGUCCUCCACGCCGCCGUCCUUCCUCCGUCUCUCAAGCUUGUUUCUUUUGCUUCUUUGUCUGCACUCCCCAACCUCUGGUGCGCCGGAGUGAACUCGGACAAGCUGUAGAUAGGGUGGGCCGAGGGGAUCGAUGGUGGCCGGCGAGCACCGGCGCCGGCAACGGGAGUGAUGGAGGAGGCGGAGGGACAAGCGCCGUGGUGGAAAGCGCUCGCGGUGGAGCGGGCUGGGUCUGGCGCCGCCGGCAGCUUGGGCUCGGCUCAGAGACUGCACGUGAUUGGUGUAAUGUUGUGGAUAAACCAAAGGCAUAUGUAUGCGUCCUUGGAACUUUGUCAUUGACCAACAUAUUCUUACACCAUCUUCAGGCACCGAGCCUUCAGUUAAGGUGUGGCAGGGGAACUCAUCAGAUUAGCUUGUGAUGCUACAAAUGAUUCUCUGAUUAGUGCUGGAUACAGUGGUUA